CCCGCCCAGGCACUGCCCGCGGGAGCCGCCGCCGCCGCCGCCGCGCCCGCCAUGGACGUCCGCCUGUAUCCCUCGGCGCCCGCGGUCGGUGCGCGGCCCGGGGCCGAGACGGCCGGCCUGGCGCACCUGGACUACUACCACUGCGGCAAGGUAGGCGGCAAGUUUGAUGGUGACAGUGCCUACGUGGGGAUGAGUGACGGAAAUCCAGAGCUCCUGCCAACCAGCCAGACCUACAGCAGCCAGAGUGAGAGCAAUGAAGACUAUGAGAUUCCUCCUAUAACGCCUCCCAACCUCCCUGAGCCAUCCCUCCUGCACCUGGGGGACCACGAAGCCGGCUACCACUCGCUGUGCCACGGCCUUGCGCCCAACGGGCUGCUCCCUGCCUACUCGUACCAAGCUAUGGACCUCCCAGCCAUCAUGGUGUCCAACAUGCUGGCCCAGGAUAGCCACCUGCUGUCUGGACAGCUGCCCACGAUCCAGGAGAUGGUCCACUCGGAGGUAGCUGCCUAUGACUCCGGCCGGCCAGGGCCUCUUCUGGGUCGCCCAGCAAUGCUGGCCAGCCACAUGAGUGCCCUGAGCCAGUCCCAGCUCAUCUCCCAGAUGGGCAUCCGGAGUGGCAUUGCCCACAGCUCCCCAUCACCCCCAGGGAGCAAGUCAGCGACCCCCUCUCCAUCCAGUUCCACACAGGAGGAGGAGUCAGAUGCCCAUUUCAAGAUCUCGGGAGAGAAGAGACCCUCAGCAGACCCAGGCAAAAAGGCCAAGAACCCAAAGAAGAAGAAGAAGAAGGACCCCAACGAGCCACAGAAGCCAGUGUCAGCCUAUGCUCUCUUCUUCAGAGACACUCAGGCCGCCAUCAAGGGGCAGAAUCCCAGUGCCACCUUUGGGGAUGUGUCCAAAAUAGUGGCCUCCAUGUGGGACAGCCUGGGAGAAGAGCAGAAACAGGCGUAUAAGAGGAAGACCGAAGCUGCCAAGAAGGAGUACCUGAAAGCCUUAGCGGCCUACCGAGCUAGCCUCGUCUCCAAGAGCCCUCCGGACCAAGGCGAGGCCAAGACUGCUCAGGCAAAUCCACCAGCCAAAAUGCUCCCACCCAAGCAGCCCAUGUACGCCAUGCCCAGCCUGGCUUCCUUCCUGACGCCCUCGGACCUGCAGGCCUUCCGCACCGGAGCCACUUCCGCUAGCCUGGCCAGGACGCUGGGCUCCAAGGCCCUGCUGCCAGGCCUCAGCACAUCCCCACCACCACCCUCCUUUCCUCUCAGCCCCUCAUUGCACCAGCAGCUGCCACUGCCCCCUCACGCGCAGGGCGCCCUCCUCAGCCCACCUCUCAGCAUGUCCCCUGCCCCUCAGCCUCCUGUCCUGCCUGCCUCCAUGGCACUCCAGGUGCAGCUGGCAAUGAGCCCCUCGCCUCCAGGGCCACAGGACUUCCCACACAUCUCUGAGUUCCCCAGUGGCUCUGGCUCCCGCUCACCUGGCCCAUCCAACCCUUCCAGCAGUGCGGACUGGGAUGGGAGUUACCCCAGCGGGGAGCGCGGCCUCAGCACCUGCAGCCUGCUCCCCAGAGAUAAAUCGCUCUACCUCACCUAAUCCCGCCUCCCCUCCCUCCCUGAGGCUCUCCGGAGGGCACUGCUCCGAGCCGGAAGGGCUGACCGCAGGAGAGAGGCCAUGGCAGCAGGCAGGGUGACCGGCCAGCAGUGAUACACCUAUGCCCCAGGGCUGAGUCUCUCCCUCGACCUCCCACCAGACUCUGCAGAGGCAGCCCACCGCCCACCACCAGCCCAAAGAACCUGCAGGAACCUUCCGCCCGCUGACCUGCUUGCUCCAGGGUAGCUGUGGACCCCACUCCUUGGCCUGCACACAGUCCCCUGCGUCUGGACUUCUGGCCCCAGCCCAAGCUCACCGGGCUGCCCCCCCUCGAGGUUGCUUAGCAACAGACACCCACCCCAGAUGCUGGGCCAGCUACAGGUGUGCUCUCGGUGUACACAAAAGAUGCUGAAACCCACGUGCUGUGGGUUCCGUGUAAGUAGUUCACUGUUUUAGAACCGUGCUGAAGACAUCUGCAAGAUUAUUUUGUGGGGAGAAAGAAAGUUUCCUUUAAAGUAAAAAAAAUUUUAUAAGACCUUUAGCACAGUUUUUUUUUUUUUGAAGUUUUAUCUUAAGAGAGACAUGUGCACAAACAGCUGUCAAACUGAUUCUUAUCUGCACACAGAGGGAAUGGGCAGGGCCUCCACCUUCUUCUUCUUCUUCUUCUUCUUCUUCUUCUUCUUCUUCUUCUUCUUCUUCUUCUUCUUCUUCUUCUUCUUCUUCUUCUUCUUCUUCUUCUUCUUUUCCUCCUCCUCCUCCUCUUCCUCCUCCUCCUCCUCUUUCUCUUCUUCUUCAUUCUUUUCCUCUUCUUCCUCCUUUUCAUGUUCUUUUUCCUCCUCUUCCUCUUCUUUUUCUUUUUUGAUCAUAUACCCACCUAUUUAAAAUUGCCAGCAACAAUUUUGGCCAUCUAUUUAUGAAGAAAAGUUGAGAACAAUGUUGUGGUUUCUCCCAAGUGUGUGUGGUUUGGGGUUUGGGUUUGGUUUAGGCUUUGGUUUGUGUUGUUCGCAGCUGUCUCCCGGCCCUUGCAAUGUCCGUCCUGGUGCCCCCCGUGCUUUGCUCAGACCUCUUUGUAAUAAAACUUCUGAAAAGUG
Molecule: messenger RNA, 2669 nt
Organism: Chionomys nivalis (European snow vole)
Lineage: Eukaryota; Metazoa; Chordata; Mammalia; Rodentia; Cricetidae
Gene: Tox2
Product: TOX high mobility group box family member 2
Exons: 9
Coding region: 52-1581 (509 amino acids)
Biological process (GO): regulation of transcription by RNA polymerase II
Cellular component (GO): nucleus
Molecular function (GO): chromatin DNA binding
Source: RefSeq, a predicted model, not a curated record